This is a messenger RNA of Nelumbo nucifera (sacred lotus), 1496 nucleotides long. RefSeq lists its product as uncharacterized. The record is from RefSeq and is a predicted model, not a curated record. Lineage: Eukaryota; Viridiplantae; Streptophyta; Magnoliopsida; Proteales; Nelumbonaceae.
AGUCCUAACUCCCAACCCAAGUAAGCUACUUGCAACUAAACAUGCCAAAUCUCAAGUAGGUCCCACUUCCGCAGCUAUAAAACGAAACACCCCUCCCAACACACUUUGUUCUUCCACAAAACUGAAGAAAAACAGAGAAAAACUUACACAGUCGCGCACGCACUCGAAUACUCGAACCGUCGCAUUUUGAUUUUCUCUGACGUUUCCGGUAACCGCCUAAGUUUUCCUGGCACAACCGUCGUAGUUUCUCCGACCACCAUGGUCGACGUGGACCGUAGGAUGACCGGAUUGAACCCGGCCCAUGUAGCCGGCUUACGUCGUCUCUCCGCUCGAGCGGCCGCAGCCCCGACUGCCACCACCUCAACUAUCCCAGUACGGCAUGGGCUGCUUUCUUUCUCUUCCCUUGCCGAUACGGUCAUUUCUCACCUUCGCAACUCCGGCAUACCAGUGGAAGAAGGCCUCUCUGAUGUCGAGUUCGCCCGCACCGAGGCCGAGUUCGGCUUCGCCUUCCCUCCCGACCUCCAAGCCGUUCUCUCCGCCGGCCUUCCCGUCGGGCCUGGUUUCCCCGACUGGCGUGCUGGAGCUGGUUCUCGCCUCCAUCUCCGCGCUUUGCUCGACCUACCCAUUGCCGCGAUUUCCUUCCAGAUUGCACGUAAUGCUCUCUGGCCGAAAUCUUGGGGUCCACGACCGUCCAACCCUGAAAAGGCGCUGCGUAUCGCUCGAAACGCUCUAAAGAGGGCGCCCCUUUUGAUCCCUCUCUUCAAUCACUGCUACAUCCCCUGUAAUCCUCCUCUGGCUGGAAACCCUAUUUUCUUCGUGGACGAGAACCGAAUCUUUUGUUGCGGAUCGGAUCUAUCGGAUUUCUUCGAACGCGAGUCGGUGUUCCGAUGUGAUGACUCUUGCAUCCUUAAGAAGCAGCGAUCCGUUAGCGAGAAGACCACCGGAUCGUCGUCGAAUUACUCAAGAAGAAGCUUAGAUACCGGUGGUGGCACCGGAAGCGGAGGGAGAACACCCAGGUGGGUCGAAUUCUGGAGUGACGCGGCCAUUGAUCGACGACGCAGGAAUUAUACAUUGUCGUCGUCUCCAUCAUCACCGGAGCAGUAUUUCGAGAUUUCCCGCCCGAUAUUUCGGACGAAAUUGCCGAAAUGGGUAGAACGGUACUUGGAGCGGAUCGGGACGGUUUUGAGAGAAGGCGGGUGGGGCGAACCGGACGUGGAGGAAAUGAUACAGGUAUCGGCAUCCGGUUUUUUCGAAGGAGAUAUUGCAUUAUUGGACAGCCAAACACUCCUUGACGCGCUACUGUUGAAAGCAGACCGGUUUUCGGACUCGCUCAGAAAAGCGGGCUGGAGUUGUGAGGAGAUCACGGACGCACUGGGUUUUGACUUCCGGCCAGAGAAGGAAAGAAAAUCAGUGAAGAAAUUGUCACCGAAGCUCGUUGAGAAGAUGGGGAAACUGGUAGAGUCGGUGUCGCGGCCAUGAAUAGCGGUUUCCCGAUA